Lathyrus oleraceus (garden pea) is the source of this 441-nucleotide messenger RNA. RefSeq names its product AP-4 complex subunit mu. The record is from RefSeq and is a predicted model, not a curated record. The transcript has a single exon. NCBI's taxonomy places the organism in Eukaryota, Viridiplantae, Streptophyta, Magnoliopsida, Fabales, Fabaceae. Bases 1 to 441 code for a protein of 146 amino acids.
AUGAAUUAUCGUAUCACUCAAGCAUUUAAGCCACCCUUUCGUAUUAGUACUUUGAUUGAAGAAACAGGACCACUCAAGGCUGAAGUGACCAUUGAAGUGCGAGCGGAAUUCAACUCAAACAUCAAUGCCAACACUGUUCUUGUACAAAUGCCACUUCCUGCAUUUACAGCUCGUGUCAACUUUGAGUUAGAACCUGGAGCGGUUGGACACACAACUGAUUUCAAGGAAGCAAAUAAAAGACUGGAACGGGGAAUAAAAAAGGUUGUUGAUGGAUCCGAACAUACUUUACGAGCAAAGCUGACGUUUUCGCAGGAAUUACAUGGAAAUAUCGUGAAAGAAGUCGGGCCUCUUGGCAUGACAUUCACUAUACCUAUGUACAACUCUUCAAGGCUUCAGGUGAAAUACUUGCAAAUAGCGAAGAAGUCGAGGUGGAAUUGCUAA